Patiria miniata (bat star) is the source of this 2384-nucleotide messenger RNA. RefSeq names its product organic cation transporter protein-like. Gene Ontology annotation, molecular function: transmembrane transporter activity. Gene Ontology annotation, cellular component: membrane. The record is from RefSeq and is a predicted model, not a curated record. Gene Ontology annotation, biological process: transmembrane transport. NCBI's taxonomy places the organism in Eukaryota, Metazoa, Echinodermata, Asteroidea, Valvatida, Asterinidae. The coding region runs from base 84 to 2384 and encodes 766 amino acids. The transcript is spliced from 4 exons.
AAAGGGAACACACCCUUCCAUGUGGAACAGCUCAGCUCAUACUUUUUAUGCAGACACACUGAUCAAGUACUGAACAAUUCAACAUGCAGUACGAGGACAUUUUGAAUCAUAUCGGGCCUUUUGGCAAGUACCAGAAACUGCUGGUGUUUGCCUUGUUUUUGGUUAUUAUUCCAUCUCCAUUUCACUUCAUAGCGCAGGUGUUCCUGGCUGCUAACACCGAUCACUGGUGUGCAGUACCAGCCAGCCAGAUGAUCAACUGCAGCCAACUCCAGCUGGCUGAGUGUCAAGAAGAGCAGAAGAGCUACAGUAUUCCCUAUGAGAUUGAUGAUGAUGGAAACAAAGUCUACUCCUCGUGUGAGCGGUAUGUCAUGAAUGAUGAAGACGUUGGUAGAAACGAGAGUUUGAAUUCAACGGACGUCAUCUCCUGCGAUGCUGGCUGGGAAUUUGAUCACUCACGCUACAAGUCCACCAUCAAUGAAGAUUUCAGCUUGGUCUGUGACAGACAGGAUCAACCUGCCUAUGCCCAGUCAGUUUGGUUUGCGGGAUUACUAGUGGGUUCCUUGGUGUGGGGUUCUGUGGGCGACUGGAUUGGUAGGAGAAAGACUUUCAUCUUGACUGCCAUUCUUGUCACAAUAUCAUCGACUGUUACAUCUUUUGUGCCCAACUUUACUGCCUAUGCUGUCAUGCGCUUCUUUACAGCAGCCUGUGGUUAUGGUGUACAUCUCAUGAUAUAUGUCUUAGCUUCUGAAAUAGUUGAUCCUAAAAAUCGUGUAGCUGCAACAAAUGGGAUUUUUGUUGCCUUUUCUUCGAGUUACAUGCUUCUGUCCCUAUUGGCAUUUCUUCUGAGAGAAUGGCGCCACCUACAGUUAGCUAUAUCACUCCCCUUCGUCCUGACUUUACUUGGGAUCAUUGUGUUCCCUGAAUCUCCUCGCUGGCUUAUAACAAAAGGCAGAUACAAAGAAGCUGCCAAAAUCAUUGAAAAGAUAGCUCAAGUGAAUGGUACCAAGGCUCCAGAAGACUUACUGGACAAACUGAGUGAAGAAAGCAAAGAAGACAAGAAGCAGCCUUCUCGCAUCCCUGUCACCCAACUUGAUCUGAUCCGCACUCCCAACCUACGCAAGAAAACACUCAUCCUUUGGGUUGACUGGUUUGUUGUCAACAUGGUAUUUUACGGAAUAUCUUUGAGUACCUCUGCCUUGGGGGUAGAUGAUUACCUUGCUGCCUUUGUCUCUGGAGCCAUAGAGAUACCUAGUAAUCUUUUCUGUUGGUACGUGAUGAACCGUUUUGGCAGACGCAUUACCCUAGUUGCCUUCUACAUUUUUGGUGGAGUGUUUUGCCUCAUUACAAUCUUCAUUCCUCUUGGAGCUGGCAGAGCUGCAGUAGCCAUGUUCGGCAAAUUUGCAAUCAGUGCAGCGUUCGGUCACAUCUACAUCUACUCUCUUGAAAUCUAUCCAACCAUCAUUCGGAGUAUCGGCAUGGGUACCUCUUCCAUGGUGGCUCGUGUUAGUGGCAUCCUCUGUCCUAUCAUCUUGAUCCUGGGCAAGUACUGGAAACCACUACCUCUCUGUGUUUUUGGAGGAAGCGCCAUCAUUGCUGGAGUCCUGUCUCUGAUGCUCCCAGAGACCGUGGGCUGCAGUCUGCCUGAUACCAUCCAGGACGGAGAGAACUUCGGCAGUAAGUCAUACAAUCAUUUACUCUCCUAUCACUUUUGCUCAUCCUUUGCUUGGUCUGAGCUGGCUGAGUGUCAGGAAGAGCAGAAGAGCUACAGUAUUCCCUAUGAGAUUGAUGAUGAUGGAAACAAAGUCUACUCCUCGUGUGAGCGGUAUGUCAUGAAUGAUGAAGACGUUGGUAGAAACAUAAGUUUUAAUUCAACAGACGUCAUCUCCUGCGAUGCUGGCUGGAAAUUUGAUCACUCGAGCUACAAGUCCACCAUCAAUGAAGAUUUCAGCUUGGUCUGUGACAGACAGGAUCUACCUGCCUUUGCCCAUGCAGCGUUUGGUCACAUCUACAUCUACACUCUUGAAAUCUAUCCAACCAUCAUCCGGAGUAUCGGCAUGGGUACAUCUUCCAUGAUGGCUCGUGUUAGUGGCAUCCUCUGUCCUAUCAUCUUGAUCCUGGGCAAGUACUGGGAACCACUACCUCUCUGUGUCUUUGGAGGAAGUGCCAUCAUCGCUGGAGUCCUGUCUCUGAUGCUUCCAGAGACCAUGGGAUACAGUCUGCCUGAUACCAUUCAGGAUGGAGAGAACUUCAGCAAGGGAAGAAGCUUCCAGCUUUGCGUCAAGGGCAAUGAUGAUGUAGAGAAUGAAAGUCCCACUCAAGCUCCCAUCGACUACCUGCCACUAUCCACAAUGGAUCAAACUCCCAAGCAACCUGUGGAUGUCUGA